AUGCCUGGGUUCAUUACAAGGCCAGUCAAAUUGGAAGCAAAAUUCACCGUCAUCGUGGUUGGUGGCUCCAUCACAGGUCUCACGCUUGCACAUUCUCUAGACAGAGCUGGCAUCGACUACAUCAUUCUCGAACGCCAUGAAAAUAUCACCCCUGUUCUAGGAUCCUGUGUUGGAAUCAUGCCAAACGGUGGCCGCAUUCUCGACCAGCUGGGGCUCUUUGAUGCCAUCGAAUCCGAGAUUGAACCAAUCCAUAGAUCACACACAUGCUAUCCAGAUGGCUUCAGCUUUACUAACGCUUUCCCUGAUAUCAUUAACGAGCGGCAUGUCUAUCUCCUAUCGUUCGGGUACCCUCUCUCGCUUUUGGACCGGCAAAAGUUAUUAACCAUUCUAUACGAUACCCUCAAUGAUAAGUCGAGGGUUUAUCUCGGAAAAGCGGUCGUCAAGAUUGAGCAGCUAGGAGACCUAGUCCGAGUAUCCACAAAGGACGGACAUUUCUAUGACGGUGAUCUGGUGGUGGGUGCAGACGGUGUUCACAGCAAAGUCCGCUCCGAGAUGUGGAAAAUCGCAGACUUAAUAAACCCUGGCCUGAUUACUCCGCAGGAGAAGCAUGCAACUAAGGCGGAAUACGCAUGUAUCUACGGCAUCUCGUGGAACAUUCCCGAGCUCGUAAUAGGCGAUCAGGUCACAUGUGUCUAUGAUGGAGUAUCUGUCAUGACUUUCAACGGUAGUCAGGGCCGCAUCAUUUGGUUCGUCACCAAGAAGUUGGAUAAAAGAUACCACUAUCCGGACAUCCCGCGCUUUACCAACGUUGACGCCGAGAAGGUUUGCGAAGGCAUUCAGACCAAGGCUAUCUGGGGGAAGGUCACCUUUGCUGAUAUAUGGGCUGGCCGUGAGAGUUAUUGGAUGACAGCAUUAGAGGAGAAUGUUUUUGAGCAUUGGCAUGUUGGUCGAGUCCUCACUCAAAAUAUUGGCCAAGGAGCGAACUGUGCCAUAGAGAGCGCCGCAGCUUUGGCAAACUCCCUACAUGACCUCAUCAACGUUCGAAAGAUUCACAGGCCAUCAAACAACGAGAUGGAGACAUGUUUGAACUUGUUCAGCCAAUCACGGAAGAAGCGAAUGAAAGCUAUCUGCAAGGAUGCUGCCUUUGUGACUCGUCUAGAAGCUCGUGAUGGGUUGCUUUGCCGCCUCAUUGGUCGCUACUACGCCCCAUAUUGUUCGGAUUUUCCUGCGGAUGUCGCCUCAAAGCUGAUAGCUGGAGCAGUGAUGCUCAAUUAUAUCCCUAUGCCCAAAAGAGCUGGGGGUGGUUGGAUGGUAAAUUCUGCGAUAGUAGGAGCUAAGGAUCGGACCGGAGAAGCUUGUUCCUAA
Messenger RNA from Morchella importuna, 1365 nucleotides. RefSeq lists its product as uncharacterized. The record is from RefSeq and is a predicted model, not a curated record. Bases 1 to 1365 code for a protein of 454 amino acids. Gene Ontology annotation, molecular function: FAD binding. NCBI's taxonomy places the organism in Eukaryota, Fungi, Ascomycota, Pezizomycetes, Pezizales, Morchellaceae. The transcript is spliced from 4 exons.